AUGUCUGCCCGAAACAGAGCGCGCGCAAAUCCUAAUCAAGACGCAGACGAGGAGCGCCGUCUAUGGAAGGAGAUCAAGGACAAGGCGAAGGAUGUCGAUGUGAUGGUGGCUCGUUCCAACGACAUUGGUCAUGAGAUUCUCAAGGCAGAAACUCAACAAGCCGCCUUGCUGGAUGCAGAUAAACCAAGCGAUCCUGUGCUCGACGAGCUAUUAGAGAAACUUUACCGCGAGAACGUCAAAAUCUGCGAAGAGGUGUCUCAGAUUGUGGAAGGCAAGUCAAACGAUACGAAUUUACUCGACAGUAUCAACAUCCUUGCUGGACUUCGAGAAGCAUCUCAAGAGCAUGCAGCUCAGAUGCAGGCCAGUCAGUCACAUCGUUCUGCCAGCGGGAAGCUCUCUCGUGCGCCCAAGAAGGUCAGUGGCAAGCCAGGAUCGGCCAUAGCUGUCACCACUGAAGAGAUUGACGACACAUCUGCUGCCCCGUCGCCCAGGAUCAAUCUUGGACCUCGACUUACUGCAAAGGAGAAGACCUCGAGAUCUGGCAGUAUCGCUACUACGCGCGAGGCGUCUGUCAAGAUCGAGGAUGGCGCAGAAUCUGUCGCCAGUAGUGCUGACGGCACUUCCACGGCAGCGGGCCCUAGCAAAGGCUCGUCAAGUAAUCGUCCGUCGAAUCGGCUUGUUCUUAGGCUCAACGAGGUCGUGUUCUGUCGGCAUGACAUGAAGAGUGCUAAUCCCAAAAAUCUCCCCGAGGGAGAGGGCAUCCUCUGUCGUGUUACGGCUGUGAUCGGCGAAGGAAAGCAGCGACGGUAUGAAGUGCAGGACGCGGAUACGCUGGGAGAGCCGCCGCCACCACAACGAGCAUCGGUCGCCCAGCUACUACAGAUCCCAGAGAGCAAUAAAGGCUUGCAAGAUCUGCCAGCGAAGAAACAAGUCAUCGCUCAGUAUCCGGAUACGACCACAUUCUACAAAGCGGAAGUCAGCGAGCCUUGGAAGGCCAAGGAUAUCGCGAAUGACAAGGGCAUCAUGGUGAGGCUCAUCUUCCAAGAAGACGUGGAAGCAAGGGAAGUAGAGCGUCGAUUUGUGCUUCUAGACGGAAAGUGA
Sphaerulina musiva SO2202 is the source of this 1101-nucleotide messenger RNA. RefSeq lists its product as uncharacterized. Bases 1 to 1101 code for a protein of 366 amino acids. The record is from RefSeq and is a predicted model, not a curated record. Lineage: Eukaryota; Fungi; Ascomycota; Dothideomycetes; Mycosphaerellales; Mycosphaerellaceae. The transcript has 2 exons. Gene Ontology annotation, cellular component: SAGA complex.